GCAAGGAGAAGAAUUGCCAACAUCGCAUUCCACCCCGAAACACACCAUGAAUAGAUCAAGUAGCUCGGCAGCUCGGCCUCUUUCGCUCACAGAGGAGCUUGAAAAAUUAGAGCAAUCAAUUACCCUGACGUUGCAAGAAAUCGACCACAACUUCAGUCGAGCACAUCGCAUUGUGACUACCAGUAUCCUCCCAAUUGUAGAGCAAUAUGCUGAACAUUCAAAUGCCGUGUGGGAAGGUUCGAAGUUUUGGAAGCAAUUCUUCGAAGCCAGCGCGAAUGUGUCUCUAUCAGGAGUAGAAGAACGAGAGGAAGAUGAAGAGGAUGUUUCUUAUACACAAUCUCACGAGAAUACGACCUAUGCGACAUCACAAGCAGGAGAUUCUACUGUGCAUGGCGAGCAGCAGUACAACCAGACCGAUGAUUCCCUCCUGGACGAUCCAGAUAUCAGUGGCAGCACCCCUCGAGCCAGACCAACUACUGCUUCCUCGGACAAGCCUAAAUUCGCAGAUUAUGGAUCCUCAUACGAAGCCUUGAAGCAGGAGUUGAAGGGUGGGGCGAAGGAAGAAGAGGAGGGAGACGAUACACAGAUUCAACCUACGACGCCGGGUGCUCAAUCUCGCAUUCCAGAUAUGUCAAUGACUCCCAUGUCUUCUCCGUUCGAUCCUACAUCGUAUCUUCAAACUACUGCCCAGCGAAAGCCAGGUCAAGAUCCUCUAUUGCACAGAGUGCUUGACAAGAAUUAUCGUAUUCAAGCUACACCCCAUACCACGCGAAAGGAAAACAAAACCCCUGCAAACAAACCUUCAUGGCGAGACACGGACUCGCCAAUGUCGUCUCCACCAGUUGCUGCACCAAAACUGCAUUCUGACAUUUUCAGCUCGCCCAUUCGACAGGAAUACAGCAGGCCAACAGCACCAAGAACACCCGGAGUAAGUGUACAGAACACUGACAAGGGGGAAACAAAAGAAAGUUUUGCGAAGUCUGUGAAGAAGGACAAGGAUGAGAUUACUUGGGAAAGUGACAGUGACGAGGAUGCCGAGGGAGUGUACAGGGAACUCGGGAUGAGUCCUCCCAAAACCAUACAAUUCAAUCUUCCGCAGUCGAGAUUGCUGCAAACUCCUGCUCGAGAAGCCAGCAAGCGAAUAGUCGAAGAUCUGCUUGCUACUGCAGGUGCAGGCUUCGAUGAUGAUGACUUAGACAGCCCAAGCGUGGUCAAGAUGAACGAGGACCUUGAUGAUAGUUUUUGAAGAAAUUAUUGCAUUAUGAUUCUGUCAAAUUGGUAGAAAGACACACAGUUUCCGCACCCAUCCUACAUUUUGCCUAUAUUUUCCGUCAAAACCAAAACCAAAGCCAGCAAUCUGUGUCCAAUCUUCUAUCCGGAGAUCCAACACCCGAACGCCUUGCAAU
Messenger RNA from Mollisia scopiformis, 1406 nucleotides. RefSeq lists its product as uncharacterized. Gene Ontology annotation, cellular component: mitotic spindle; DASH complex; mitotic spindle pole body. The record is from RefSeq and is a predicted model, not a curated record. Gene Ontology annotation, biological process: attachment of spindle microtubules to kinetochore. The coding region runs from base 47 to 1246 and encodes 399 amino acids. Lineage: Eukaryota; Fungi; Ascomycota; Leotiomycetes; Helotiales; Mollisiaceae. The transcript has 4 exons.